This is a messenger RNA of Salvelinus fontinalis (brook trout), 5018 nucleotides long. Its product is annotated as intermembrane lipid transfer protein VPS13B-like. The transcript has 14 exons. The coding region runs from base 205 to 2793 and encodes 862 amino acids. The record is from RefSeq and is a predicted model, not a curated record. Lineage: Eukaryota; Metazoa; Chordata; Actinopteri; Salmoniformes; Salmonidae.
CCCUACUUCCUGUCAUGUAGAGCCCUACUGUCUGACCAGGCCCUGGGGACCACAGACCAGGCCUGUUCUCUCCCAGAUACAGUGGUGUUCAGCCUGGCUCCGGCGGGAGGGAAGACACCUUCCAGACCCGUCUCUGUGGCCUGCUGGGACCUGCUAAGAAAGGAGGAGGGGGGGAUCUCUCAGUUCCCUCUACCAACCAGACACAUGAUGUUCAGCUGUCUGCCCACCCCAGACCCUGGACCUGUAGCUGGGUCUGGGUCCUGGAGCCUCCCGGCCCCCAUCAGACCUGACUUCCCCAGGCAGAGUGUGGCCGUCCCUGGGGAGAUCUGCAGCAGCAGUGGUCUGAGCACCAGAGCGUUGGUGAUGACAUACCAGGAACACCUGGGCAUCACCUACGUGACGCUGAACGAGGACCCCUGUCCUCACAUGGUCAUCCACAACCAGACCCCUCUCUCUAUGCUGCUCAGGGAGAAUGUCAAGGAACCCCCCAGGACAGAGGUGUACUGCCGCCCCCUCCCUGCUAACUCCUCCCUCCACCACGGACUCUACCACCACUUCUCCAGCUUCCCUGACUGCAGACAGAGAGAGCCUCUACCCACCGUGCAGCUGAAGACCAGUCCUGACCCAAACACGGCCCCUGGAUCCGGUCCACAGCCCGGCGACCCGCAGACGUCUCCAGAGUGGAGCGACCCGGUGGACAUCAACUGCCCCGGCACACAGGUGGUUUUCCUACCAGGGUUUGGCUGUCUCUACAUAGACGUAGUCCAUCAGGGUGGCACAGUCAUCCUAACCCUGGCACCAGAGGGCAGCGUGGACUCUGUCAUGAGCCUGCACAACAGGACGUCCAAUCGGAAGCUGGCGUUCAGGGUGUUGCUGAGCGAGGCCAGUGUGUCGCUGAGUGAUGACAUCACCAGUCGUUCGGGUUCCGUGGAGCUCUUGAGGCUGACUCUGUCCAAACUGCUACUGAACCUGUGUCCUGCACGGCUGGGUGACUCUGGCACGGGGCUGGGUGAAGGAGGCAGGAGGCUGGUCACCGCCGGGAUGGGAGAGGCCUGUCUGGUGGAAGUCCACUGUGCCAGCCUGCAGGUGGACAACCAGCUGUAUAACCGUGCCAGCUUCCACUUCCCGGUGUUGUUGUGCCAGGAGCAGAGUGUGGAGCUUCCCCUCUGGACCAGCGAUGCCAACCCCACCACCUCACUACAGGCCCUGGAGGAGUUUAAGGCGUCGUGCUUCCUCCAGCUGGGUCUCACCCUGGACAGGGAGGACUACAGUGUGGACCAGCUGACCUUCCACAUCAAACCAGCCCGUCUCUACCUAGAGGACACCUUCGUCUACUACAUCAAGACUCUGUUUCACACCUACAUCCCAGACUCAGCCCUGGCCCCUUCCCCGGGCCCUAACCUCUCAGAGAGCUACGGUGGUCCCUUGCUCCCGGAGACCGUCCUUCAGUCCAUCCCAGCCCUGGUGCACCCUCUGAGACUGCAGCGACUGGUCAUUCAGCCGGUCAACGUGUUGGUUAGCGUCCACGCCUCUCUGAAGCUCUACAUCGCCUCGGACCACACCCCGCUGUCUUUCUCCCUGUUCGACAGAGGACCGCUCUGUACUACAGCCAGACAGCUGAUUCACGCACUCACCAUGCACUACGCUGCCGGGGCGCUGUUCAGAGCUGGCUGGGUGGUGGGGUCUCUGGAUCUCCUUGGAAGUCCUGCCAGUCUGGUGAGGUCCAUCGGUAACGGAGUAGCAGACUUCUUCCGCCUGCCAUAUGAGGGUUUAACCCGGGGCCCCGGGGCCUUCGUCAGCGGAGUGUCACGAGGAACAACCUCAUUCGUCAAACACAUCUCUAAAGGCACGCUGACGUCCAUCACCAACCUGGCGACCAGCCUGGCCAGGAACAUGGACCGGCUGUCCCUGGAUGAGGAGCACUAUACCAGGCAGGAGGAGUGGAGGAGACAGCUACCUGAGAGCCUGGGGGACGGACUCAGACAGGGCCUGUCUAGACUGGGCAUCAGCCUACUGGGAGCGAUCGCUGGCAUCGUGGACCAACCCAUGCAGAACUUCCAGCGUGGUUCAGAGAUGCAGAGUUCAGCAAGCAGCAAGGCCAAAGGGGUCAUCUCUGGGGUGGGGAAAGGCAUCGUGGGGGUCUUUACCAAACCUAUAGGGGGCGCCGCAGAGCUGGUCUCUCAGACGGGAUACGGUAUCCUUCAUGGGGCUGGUCUCUGGCAGCUCCCCAAACAGCUGUACCUCCCAGCAGACCAGAAGUCAGCCCUCGCCCCCAACAGUCACGUCAAAUACGUCUGGAAGAUGCUCCAGUCCCUGGGUCGUCCAGAGGUGCACAUGUCCCUGGAGGUGGUGAUCGUGUCCGGGUCGGGUCAGGAGCAUGCUGGGUGUCUGCUGCUGACAGGGGAGGUGGUGUUUGUGGUCAGUCUGUCUGAGGACACACAACAGCAGGCCUUCCCCAUCACUGAGGUGGCCUGUCAACAAGACCCCCACCACCUGGGGGCGCUGACCCUCACGCUGCAGCAGCAGAGACUCACCAACGAUGUAGAGGGUGACAGUGGGAGGGAGUUGUCAGAGCAGCAGUAUGGUCGCCUGGUGGACUAUGUGACUCGUGCGUCUGCGUUCCUCUCCCCCUCGGCCUCGUCCCUCCAGCAGGCUCCUCCCAUCACCCCGGCCGAGCCUCCGCCCGCCGUCACCAAGACCUACCGUUACCUGGUCGACCCCGCCCACGCCGCCGUGUUCGUCUCCAAGUUCACCAUGGUCAAGAACAAGGCGCUACGCAUCGGCUUCCACUGACUCACCUGUACACACACACACACUCACCUGUACACACACACACACACCUGUACACACACCUUUACAGAGACGCUGACACACCUGUACACACCUGUACACACACACCUUUACAGAGACGCUGACACAACUGUACACACACACCUUUACAGAGACGCUGACACACCUGUACACACACACACACACACACCUGUACACACACCUUUACAGAGACGCUGACACACCUGUACACACCUGUACACACACACCUUUACACACACACACACACUCACCUGUACACACACCUUUACAGAGACGCUGACACACCUGUACACACCUUUACACACACACCUGUACACACACACCUGUACACACACACCUUUACAGAGACGCUGACACACCUGUACACACACACCUUUACAGAGACGCUGACACACCUGUACACACACACCUUUACAGAGACGCUGACACACCUGUACACACCUGUACACACACACACACCUUUACAGAGACGCUGACACACCUGUACACACACACCUUUACAGAGACGCUGACACACCUGUACACACACACACACCUUUACAGAGACGCUGACACACCUGUACACACACACACACCUGUACACACACACACCUGUACACACACACCUUUACAGAGACGCUGACACACACUCGUACAGAGAAACACCUGUACACACACACACACACCUUUACAGAGACGCUGACACACCUGUACACACACACACCUUUACAGAGACCCUGACACACACUCGUACAGAGACACACCUGUACACACACACACACACCUUUACAGAGACCCUGACACACACUCGUACAGAGACACACCUGUACACACACACACACACCUUUACAGAGAUCCUGUACACACACACACACCUUUACAGAGACGCUGACACACCUGUACACACACACACCUGUACACACACACACCUGUACACACACCUGUACACACACACACACACCUGUACACACACACACACACCUGUACAGAGACCCACCUGUUGUCGUCUCUCUUUAGGUUGAACAUCCACAAACUGCCUUUAAUGUCCUCUAUGCAUUAUGAAACGUUGCACCCCAUCAUAGAUUAAAGGGAAGAGGGUUUCAACUUGGAUUUACUCUUAAACAUUUCAAGAAAACACCUGUGGCAGUGAACACUAAUGUUGAGACUGGAGGGGACUGUACGUCCCAAUGCCACCCUAAUCCCUAUAUAGUGCACUACUUUAGCCCAGGCCCCAUAGGCCCCUGUGUUGGGAAUAGGUUGCCAUUUGGUCGUUUCACCCGUCAUAUUGUCCUUAACCGAGUUUCUCUGUGCUCUUUAUUCCUGUGUAACUGAGCUGUUUAAAGCCGAGAGCCUCUCUGACUGGGUCACGGUGCCAGUGGUGUCGCGGUGCCAGUGGUGUCGCGGUGCCAGUGGUGUCGCGGUGCCAGUGGUGUCGCGGUGCCAGUGGUGUCGCGGUGCCAGUGGUGUCGCGGUGCCAGUGGUGUCGCGGUGCCAGUGGUGUCGCGGUGCCAGUGGUGUCGCGGUGCCAGUGGUGUCGCGGUGCCAGUGGUGUCGCGGUGCCAGUGGUGUCGCGGUGCCAGUGGUGUCGCGGUGCCAGUGGUGUCGCGGUGCCAGUGGUGUCGCGGUGCCAGUGGUGUCGCGGUGCCAGUGGUGUCGCGGUGCCAGUGGUGUCGCGGUGCCAGUGGUGUCGCGGUGCCAGUGGUGUCGCGGUGCCAGUGGUGUCAUGGUGCCAGUGGGGUCACGGUGCCAGUGGUGUCAGACGAACGCUCAGGAGAAAUGGUUCAUAUCCAAAAGCUGUCGACCAAAACAUGGUUGUGGGAUUCGUCGCUUUUCAAAUGUAUUUUUGUUUCUUCUAGAAGACGUAACACAUUACGAUGAGAUGUUUAACUCGUUUAGUUCUGUGUAUUUUGAGUUCAUACCCAAUAUCAUUACCUUGUUUUAAUUCUGUUAAAACACAGUUUUUGUACUCUAAUGCUUUUGAUGGUCUGGAUCACGUGUCCAACUCCAUUCCACGGAGGUCUGAGGGGGUUUUCCCUCCUCCCUUUGUACUUGAUUGAUUAAUUAAGGUAACUAAUUAGUAAAGAACUCCCCCUCACCUGGUUGGCUAGGUGUUAACUGAGAGGAAGGACCUGCAGACGCCAGGACCUCCGUGGACAGAGUUGGACCCCUCCUGGUCUACCUGGAUAAUAUAUUGUAUUAAUGACAUUCUAAUAAAAUAUUGAAGUUGG